Molecule: messenger RNA, 8068 nt
Organism: Acinonyx jubatus (cheetah)
Lineage: Eukaryota; Metazoa; Chordata; Mammalia; Carnivora; Felidae
Gene: DCDC2
Product: doublecortin domain containing 2
Exons: 11
Coding region: 448-1878 (476 amino acids)
Biological process (GO): regulation of cilium assembly; cilium assembly; intracellular signal transduction
Cellular component (GO): microtubule organizing center; axoneme; kinocilium
Source: RefSeq, a predicted model, not a curated record
CUCUCUCUCUCUCUCUCUCUCUCUCUCUCUCUCUCAGUGCACGUUAGGCUAUUACUUUUCAGCAAAUAAGAAUCUGGGCAAUUCCAGACAGAACUUAAUUGCUUUCAUUUGGGGGAGCAAGCAGGAGACAGACGUGAGGAAGCAAGGCGAGAAAAGCCUUUUGGAAAGAGUAACACGAAUAUGAUAUUAGAAAUGGAGCUUGGGCAUCUUUCUAAUCCGUGUGUGCGUGUGAGCGCGCGUGCCCACCUCUCCGUCCGGCGCCCCCUCCGCUUGCCUGCGUAAAGCCCCUCGCGCGCUUCUGUCCGGGGGCGGCUGCACCUGGGCUCGGCCGGUGGCCUGCGAAGCAGGUUUCAGGAAGCGACCCCCCACGGGGUGCGUGCUUUGAGGCCGCGGGGCAGCAGAGGCGCCUCCCCCGAGGAGCCAGCCGGGCGGCGUCCCGCGGGGAAGAUGAGCGGCACCGGCGCCAGGUCCAGCCACCUGUCCCAGCCGGUCGUGAAGAGCGUGCUGGUGUACCGCAACGGGGACCCCUUCUUCGCCGGCCGCCGCGUCGUCAUCCAUGAGAAGAAGGUGUCCAGCUUCGACGUCUUUCUGAAGGAGGUGACGGGCGGCGUUCAGGCGCCCUUUGGAGCCGUCAGGAACAUCUACACCCCGCGCACCGGGCACCGCAUCCGGAAGCUAGACCAGAUCCAGAGCGGGGGCAACUACGUGGCCGGAGGCCAGGAAGCCUUCAAGAAACUCAAUUACUUGGACAUAGGAGAAACCAAGAAAAGACCUAUGGAAGUUGUUAACACAGAGGUGAAACCGGUGAUGCACAGGAGACUCAACGUGUCGGCUCGCUUCAGAAAACCCCUGCAGGAGCCCUGCACUAUCUUCUUGAUUGCCAAUGGAGACCUCAUAAGUCCGGCUUCUCGCCUCCUCAUCCCUAGAAAAACCUUGAGUCAGUGGGAUCAUGUCCUACAAAUGGUCACGGACAAAAUAACUCUGAGGAGCGGGGCUGUCCACAGACUCUACACGUUAGAAGGAAAACUGGUUGCGAGCGGGGCCGAGUUGGAGAAUGGGCAGUUUUACGUGGCGGUCGGCAGGGAUCGGUUCAAGAAACUGCCUUACAGUGAAUUACUGUUUGACAAGUCAACAAUGAGAAGGUCUUAUGGUCAGAAGUCUUCUUCACUACCUCCUAUCGUAGGAUCCAGAAAGUCUAAAGGGAGUGGAAAUGAUCGUCAGUCCAAGUCAACAGUUGGAUCCAGCGACAACACAUCCCCUCAGCCCCCGAAGAGGAAAGGGAAAAAAGAAGAAGUGAAUUUGGAAAAACCCAAAAAAGGGAAACAAAAUGUAAAGUUAAAGAAUUCACCACAGAUAGUUCCAGACAGCGAUGAAGGCGUCUUCAAAGCUGGAGCAGAGAGGUCUGAGACACAGGGGGCAGCAGAAGUCCAAGAAGAUGAAGAUACUCAAGUCGAGAUCCCAGUUGAUCAGAGGCCAGCAGAAAUAGUAGGUGAGGAAGAAGAUGGAGAGAAAGCCAACAAGGAAGCAGAGCAGAAAGAAGAUUUUUCGGGAAUGAAUGGCCAAGUUGAAGAGGGAGGAGGUGGGGAGGCUGCAGACGCCCCCGAGGAAGUCGAGGAGGUCCCCGAUCGCGGCGAGGAGCAGGCGGGUCCCACUCGCAAUAAUGGAGGCACCGAUGAAGAAAAUGGCGAGGAGCUGGAUCAGGUUAACACGGAGCUUCAGGACACAGUGGACGAAGAAGUAAAGUCUGAAGGAGCUGGCAGUGGACAGGAUGAGGCUGACUUAGACCCUCAAAGACCACCGAGACCAGAAGUAAAAAUCACCAGUCCACAAGAAGAUGAGAACAAUGAACGAAACCAGGACUAUGCCGUCGUAGCAUAGAUCAUUUCUAAAAAGAGAGUGCAUUAUCAGAAAAAAUGAAGGGUUCUAAUACUUGAAUGAUAAGUAUAUAGUUAUUGCGGAACAUAAUGUGACAACAUGGUUGACUGCUACCUACUGAAUUUUAAGAUUAGAGGCUUAAUGGAAAGAUUAGAUGAUUUUGAGUAGCUACUAAAGGACAGUGGCUUCUUUUCAUGGGAUGUGUUUUUAAAAGUCAUUUAGAAAAAUUAAGAGGGAUAGAGGGGCAUUUGCACUGGAUGACAAUUGGCCACUUGUCUUUGUAAGCAAUGAAAAGGAAUAGGACCACACUUCUUGUAUACUUUUCCAUAAAUUUAGAAGUGAGGUUAUUAGAUGGGAGCUUAUUCUGAAGCACUUAUCUAGGAAGGCAUAGAAUUUUAAAGAAAUGAUAAUAGGAAAACCUGUACUAUUUUUUUAAAGCAAUAAACUCUUUAAUAACCACCAAUUUUAGUGUAGUUUUAGGCAGUAGAUCGAAAUGUUUCAAUGACUUGUUGACAUUCCUUCCUUCUUCCUCCUUGUCCCUGAUCCCAUCUCACAUGAAUUAAAAAGGCUAUAACCCAGUUAUGUCACCAAGCUUGGUCGGAUGGUUUAAAAAUUCUGAUUAUGUUAGAAGACUCAAUAUUGGCUAAAGAUUGAAUUCUCUCCAAAUAGUUUUUUUACAAAAAAAAAAGCCAAAAAACAAACAAACAAAAAACCCCCACAAAGCCAAACAAACAAAAAAGCCCCAAGAAAUCAUAACAGGAAAAAAGGAGGAGGCUACAUGGGGAGUUUGUCACUGCUUGAUCUGACUUGCUGUUUGGAUUAGGAUUUCUAUUUCUUAUUAUUUCUAUUAGGAUGAGCUUUGUCAUAUUUUUGCCCCAAGGGGUAUUAGCAAGUGUCUAUUUUAAUGGCCAGUUAUAUUUAGACUUUCAAGCAGAUUCCUCCCUAUAUAAUUAGAAGCCAUGUGAUAGAAAUUGUUGAAAAAUGUUUAAAUUGUCAUCACGAAACCAGUUCCUUAUUAGAAUUGUGUGGGCUAAUUAAAUCAACUUGCAAUGACCUUGCUGGGUGUAUAUGGGGAGAAAGACAAUUGUAUUGGUUUUCUUAAUUUUUAGGAGAUGACACAGAUCUUCCUUAAAUAUAGAAAUAAUAUAUUUUUCUCACGUGAAAGACCAUUUUCAUUAGUUAUGUAGAUGUUAUAUAUUUGAAAUGUAAACUUCUAGUGCUUUCAUAGGAUUCAUUAUUAAUCUUAGGUUUAAAAGAUUUUCUUCCUCUCCGGAUUUCCUAACCAAUCAUUUAGAAUAAAAGUAGUUGUAUCAAGCACUUAAGAAUACUACAGAAAAUGAAUUUAUUUUUCCUAGAAGCUAUUUUAAUAUUUUCUACGAAUAGGAAGCAGAAGCAGAGACUGUAAUGUAACAGUAUUGGAAAGAGAGAGUGAUAUAAGGGCAUAUUAAUCUGAGAAGAUGAAUCGUAAAUGGGGGUUCUGUAUUUCUGGUAUAAAAUGUAGAUUGCACUUUUUACUAGUAGGCUUAUUUUUUUUUCAAGUGGGAUGAUACAAAGCGUGAUAUACUACAAGCAACAGUCUUGUGUUGUUAGGGAAAUAGACUAGCCUGUGUUUUAAUGUUAAAUUCCCAUGCUACUCCUGGGCCUGGGGUUAAUGAUUUUAAAUAGUUUAUAGAAGUCAGGUUUUGAAUACAAGAAAUUAUAACUGGUUAUCAAGGUGAUUCUUUCACUUUUCUUUCUGUUUCUCUUUUCCUUCUUUAAUAGAAAUAUCUUUUUUUCCUUCCUCAUGUUCUUUUCUUCAUUAUACUAUAAAGCUUAGGUGUUCAGGAAGUUUUUUUUUAAAUGGGACAUUUAUUGUCAAAUUGGUUUCCAUACAACAGCCAGUGCUCAUCCCAAAAGGUGCCCUCCUCAAUACCCAUCACCCACCCUCCCCUCCCUCCCACCCCCCAUCAACCCUCAGUUUGUUCUCAGUUUUUACAAGUCUCUUAUGCUUUGGCUCUCUCCCACUCUAACCUCUUUUUUUUUCCUUCCCCUCCCCCAUGGGUUUCUGUUAAGUUUCUCAGGAUGCACAUAAGAGUGAAAACAUAUGGUAUCUGUCUUUCUCUGUAUGGCUUCUUUCACUUAGCAUCACACUCUCCAGUUCCAUCCACGUUGCUACAAAGGGUCAUAUUUCAUUCUUUCUCAUUGCCACGUAGUACUCCAUUGUGUAUAUAAACCACAAUUUCUUUCUCCAUUCAUCAGUUGAUGGACAUUUAGGCUCUUUCCACAAUUUGGCUAUUGUUGAGAGUGCUGCUAGAAACAUUGGGGGUACAAGCCUAUGCAUCAGUACUCCUGUAUCCCUUGGGUAAAUUCCUAGCAGUGCUAUUGCUGGGUCAUAGGGUAGGUCUAUUUUUAAUUUUUUGAGGAACCUCCACACUGUUUUCCGGAGCAGCUGCACCAGUUUGCAUUCCCACCAACAGUGCAAGAGGGUUCCCGUUUCUCCACAUCCUCUCCAGCAUCUAUAUGAUCCUGUCAAUUGAUGCAGAAAAAGCAUUUGACAAAAUUCAGCAACCUUUCUUAAUAAAAACCCUCGAGAAAGUCGGGAUAGAAGGAACACACUUAAACAUCAUAAAAGCCAUUUAUGAAAAGCCCACAGCGAACAUCAUCCUCAAUGGGGAAAAACUGAGAGCUUUUUCCCUGAGAUCAGGAACAAGACAGGGAUGUCCACUCUCACCGCUGUUGUUUAACAUAGUGUUGGAAGUUCUAGCAUCAGCAAUCAGACAACAAAAGGAAAUCAAAGGCAUCAAAAUUGGCAAAGAUGAAGUUAAGCUUUCACUUUUUGCAGAUGACAGGAUAUUAUACAUGGAAAAUCCGAUAGACUCCACCGAACGUCUGCUAGAAAUGAUACAUGAAUUCAGCCAAGUUGCAGGAUACAAAAUCAAUGUACAGAAUUCAGGAAGUUUUUAAGAGGUAUCUCAAUGAAACACAAUGUUGUCUUACAUGAAGAAUAAAGUAUACAAACACUUGAAGAAGAUGAUAGGCCAUAAUAAUGGCAGCAAAAACGUUGAACAGUUGGGUUAGAAUUCUUGUCUUGGACGGGCAUAUGUUACCACUUGGUGACAAGAUGUAAUUGUGACUUAACUUGAGGGGAGGAACCACAACUAAUCACUUUAAGAUACUUUGCAAACAUAUAUUACUAAAAAAAAAACAUGAAUGAAAUAGCAUCGUCAGAUCAGGGAAGACACCAUUCACAGAGAAUGGAAAAUGUGGACGUCAUUUUGGAGAUGAUGUCAACACAAGUGACAAAAGCUGAUUCACCUCCCACACAUGGACAUUUUCUCCAUGGGAAUGGUGGCCUCUGUGUCAACACAAGUUAAUAAGCUGGACUCACUGACAGAUUUGGGGACCAUUUAUGUGAGUGAGCAGAAGACGCUUCGGUUAGACGUCAGGUAUUGUUUCCGAAUGAGAGGAUGCUGUGAAAUACUCACAAGACCUUUGAUGUGAUUACCAACGGAACGCUUUGUGCUGUCAGUUCUUUGUGAGGCUGUGUGUACAGACUCCAUAAUUUCAGUUGUAUGGGACUCUUUUCUCAAACUUAAUUGGGUUUUAAGACAUCUAUAAACAACUUGUUUCUCAGUUGAAGUGGAACAUUAGAGUUUCGCAGAGCAAAUACAGAUUUUAGCUAACAUCAUUUUCAUGCUAAGGAGAUUUCAUCUGGCGGUAGUAUCUGUUAAAUAGCUACUGAGCAUCGAUCACUAGUUAUAAAACAUGAUACUAUGGCCAGACGGUAACCUUUUACUCACUAUUUUUCUCCAUAGCCAUAGAGUAACUUUUCACUUACUAAGACAUUUUUUUGCCCAUAUGUGUUCUGGGGGAAUAGUCAAAUGUCAGACUCACAGGAAGAGCAUGAUACUCUCAUGCCUCCUGUUUUAUUCUGAGACCUUUGGUUCCUACAGUGGUCUGUAAAGACAGAACCAUCCUAUGUAUAUCUGGCUCGGAGUCCAUUAGAUAUCUCUGGGUUUACGAUUGUGAAGCCGUACUAAUGCGAAAUUGUUCAUGUAAUUUCAGCUUGUAGCUCACACACCAACUUGUAACUCAUACACCAACAUCCUCAAACAUUUCAUUAUGUGACCUAUCUUAUACACAAAGGAAGAAGUUCAUUCUCCUUGGAAACAUCUGUGUAUUCAGAAUUGCCACAGAAUAUCGGGAAGGCUUUUUUAUGUUAUUAACUGACUCUCCUAAGGAAUUAGCUCGGUACUUUUAUUUUUGCUCAGUAAGUAUCAAAAGAAACAUUUUUAAAGGAAGAUCGAGUUGCUAAAGAGAAAGCAUCACAUCUGAACUGUUGCCAAUCUGAACAGAAAUAGAAUAUAUAUAUAGAUAUUCACAUAUACAUAUCUACUUAUACAGAUGCACUCACACACUUUAAAAUCUUGAAAAGGACUCCUCAGGCACAGCGUUAUUAAUAGAAUAAGGCUCUUCUGAGAGAAGCAAUGUCUAAAAACACGUGGAGAGGAAAUGCUAAGAAAUAUAUAUCAUGGUGCUUUAAAACUUGUUUCCUAAAGGCUUUAAGAGAAUUAAAUUUUUCAAACUAAGAAAGCUACCAGAAUUUUAAUGAAAAAUUUAUUCUAGGGAGAGGUGAUUGCAGGUGGAUGAUAUAUAGAUAGAUAAAUACCUAGAAAGAUAGGUAAUAGAUGAUGGAUGGAUGGAUGGAUAGAUAGAUAGAUACUACAUAGAUGAUAGCUGGAUGGAUGGAUGGAUAGAUAGAUGAUAUGUAGAUAGAUGGAUGGAUGGGUGGAUCGUGGGUAAGUAGGUAGGUAGGUAGGUAGAUAGAUGAUAGAUAAUCUUGUUUUCCUGAAGUAACUAGAGAGUACAGUUCCUUAGUUCUUUGUUACCAGCCUUAAGUACCAUAUGCUCUAGGUGCAGAAUCUUUCAUACUAACAGAGGCUCUGUCAAAUGGUUGUCCCUGUUUGUGAAUGUGUGUGUAUGAUAUACAUGAAUGCAUAGAGGACUGUUUUUGGUACCAAGUAGUCAGGUCCACUGAAUAGAAUAGAAGACUUAGUACUUCACCACUCUGUCUAUAAUGUUCUAGUUCAGUGCUCGAGCUUUGUAGCCUCUUUAGGUGACUAUAAUGUCCUGGAAUGGCACCACUUUCUUUUAUUCUUUCUUUCUUUCUUUUUUUUUUUUAAGGUUAGUCUUUUUUCUAAAGUGAUGAGCAUGUAAGUUCUUUGUUAUUAAAUAACAGUUUUGUAAAUACUCUUAAGAUUCUUGCUUUUCAGAAAUUACCCUGGACUGGAAAUAGGUGAUUUUUGUUCUUCCCACAUAAAAUUUGUGUAUUUCCUACCAAGAAGUCUAAGUGACUUGGGUAGAGAAUGAAAGUGUGCCCCCACAUGUUGAUGAAGAAGGAAAUACGAUUAAAAAAAAUUUUUUUUAACGUUCAUUCAGUUUUUGAGAGACAGAGUGCAACCGGGAGAGGGGCAGAGAGAGAGAGAAGACACAGAAUCUGAAGCAGGGUCCAGGCUCUGAACGGACAGCACAGAGCCCGAUGUGGCGCUCAAACUCACGAACCGGGAGAUCAUGACCUGAGCCGAAGUCAGAUGCUUAACUGACUGAGCCAGCCAGGCACCCCAGGAAAUAACUGUUUCUGAAGAGGCAGAACAUCCUGUAAGAUGGGAAUUAGGAAAGAAUUAAAAAAUGUCUGGAUAACCAUAAAGCAUUUCUAAAAUCAGGAGGUAAGUAAUGGAGCUCCAUUGACUUAAGCCAACAGCAGACAUAGCUUCAAUCUGUGAAUGGGAUCAAAUGAAUUCUAUGUAGUUCUGUCAGCUCAGAGCACACAGUUUAAUUGAGUGAUGUAUGGCCACUCACUGGCUUUGUCAUGGCAAGUGGGAAGAGGGAGUGACCGUAGUCAAUUUCAGAAGACAUUUAGAGAAAAACUUAGCCUGGAUUUUGCUUUGCUGCUUUUUUUGUGCCUUAAAUCUUUACUGUGUACAGCGAUCAUGGGUGAUUACUGAUGUUGUAAGUAAAGGUUAAGUUGAGCUUAUUAUUUUUAUGUAGAUUUAUGUUUAGAACUUCUCUUUGUAAGGAAAAUUAUUUGUACUUUGAUCAACUUAUGAGCAUUCUUUUUUUUUGUUUUUUUACUUCUACAUCAGUGCUCACUCUGAGAUUAAAAAAAAGUUUAUUGUAUCUUUUGAGUAAAUAUAUCUGUGUUUCAUAUAACCCA